CACCAGAACACGAUCGACUUCACGGCCUCAGCAGUCGAACCUACCAGCAAGGGUAGGGCAUCACCACAGUAAACUGCUACGCGUCGCGUUCUACCCCUUAUUCAGCCUCUCUCAAUGCGACCAACCCCUCACCCAGUCUGCGUCCUUCCACCUCACCCUUAGGUCUCCAACGCGCCGAACGCUCAAGCAUACUCCCGACUGCGCGCACAUCACUGGAGGUGAAUCACUGGCCAUGACGACGCCUAUGCCAGGCACGCCGCGGCGGCCUGCAUCCAGCAGAGUCCGUUCAAGCCGACCCAAGUCAGUUGGCGCCCCCCAUUCUGAAAAAUCCACCCCUGCAGACAUCUCAUCCGAACCCCCUCUAAAGAAGCGAAGAUAUAUCCCAGGUGGCCCAGGUGGUGGAGGUAGAUAUGUGGAUGAAGAUGGAACAGAAAUACCAGUAGGCGGCACCGGCCCUGGAGGUUAUAAUUAUGUGGGGCCUCGAGGUCGAAUUGGUCGACAAAAUGCUGCCAUGGGCCUGGUACCGCAGGUCUAUCCUCGACGAGAUAGGAGUACUCGCACACGGACAGUCUUGCCUCGCUCACAGCAACCCCCAAUGAGGUUCAGUUCUGCUGCUCAGGCCGCAGCCGUGGUUCAGAGUGAUGGAUACAAGCCACGAGAGGAGCGCGCAUGGGAAGAGUUCCAUCCAAAUUUGGACAUUGACGCUGCUCUUCGAGCGUUUAGUUCUCACGAGGUUGAAGGAAUCCCAGAGCCAAGGCCCGUCACGCCUGCUGGCGCACCACAAUCUGCAGAUGGAUCCAUGAAUGGAGGGCUGACCCCGAACGGUCUCGAAGGCCCAGGGGCGAAGAGCGAAGGUGUUCUCACACCAUCUGGUUCACUCAAUGGUGAACUGUUGACUAUUAGCAUCCCUGGAACUCCCGGCGGGGGCAAGAGAAGACCUGGUCGGCCUCCAAAGGAUCCUGUCGCGUUCUUUGCAGCUCGAGCAGCAAAGUUGGGCAAGGGUUUAAUUAUAGGCACUCCGGAAGCCCCCAAGCUCCUUCCACCUGUGAUUAAUAUCAACACGAAAGAAAAACUGACCUUACCACAACCAUCUUACCGAAAGACCGACACAUUAGCACGGUUCGAGGAUAAAGCACUUGGACUUGUCCGGUACGUUGAUAAAUCUAUGGCCAAUGUGGGAUAUCAGGAGAGCGAUAUAUAUGUCCGGCCUGAGGGAGCUCUCAUCAAGACUAAGGACAUUCACAUUGACGACGAUAUCGAUGUUGGACCUGUUUUAAAGAUAGAGGGUGAAAUUAUAGGCGCAUCUGGUAUCGGCAGAGAUGCUGUUGGUCGUGUCGAAUACGAUAUGGACGAACAGGAUGACAAGUGGUUGGAGGCUUACAAUGCGGAACGGAAGACCUCACCUUCGGAGUCCAUCACACGAGAAAUAUUUGAAAUCACCAUUACCAGGAUCGAAAAGGAAUGGCAUGCGCUCGAGAAGAGAAUCCCGAAGCCAAAUCCCAAGCCACCGCAAACGCAUCGGCCUAGAUCAAGCUCUGCUGCUGCUGUUAAUGGGGAGCCUCAAGUUGGUGAAGAACAGGACAGUAAGUGUGCUAUAUGCGAUGAUGGGGACUGUGAAAACACAAAUGCUAUCGUGUUCUGCGAUGGCUGCGAUUUGGCUGUCCAUCAGGAGUGUUAUGGUGUUCCGUUCAUUCCUGAAGGCCAGUGGUUGUGUCGGAAAUGCCAACUUAUUGGUCGCGGUAUUCCGACUUGCAUCUUCUGUCCGAACACAGAUGGGGCUUUUAAACAAACCAACGCAUCUAAGUGGGCUCAUCUCCUCUGUGCAAUGUGGAUCCCUGAAGUCUCACUUGGUAACCAUACAUUCAUGGAGCCGGUCAUGGAUGUUGAAAAGGUACCAAAGACUCGGUGGAAGCUAACUUGUUAUCUCUGCAACCAACGAAUGGGUGCUUGCAUCCAAUGCGGAAACAAAGCCUGCUAUCAGGCAUUCCACGUUACUUGCGCAAGAAGAGCCCGUCUUUUCCUGAAGAUGAAAAAUAGCCACGGGACACUGGCUGUCCUCGACGGCACCACUGUCUUGAAGGCUUUCUGCGAUAGGCAUUGCCCGUCAGACUACGCAAGGGACAACGACGUGGCCCGAGCGACUCGGAAUGCACGCAUUUUCUACAAAAGGACUAUGCGUGGACGACUAUGGGCGGACAGCCAAGCUUCUGCAUUGGCAAUGGCUGCCACACAUCGCCAUGCCAUCACCGAGCAUCAGCCCGACGAGUCUCAACUUACAGGUGUCAAGGUGGCCUUGACCUUCGCCGAUGCAAAGAAGAAAGGCAAUCAACCUCAAAAGCCGAUAUGGAAACUUCCUUCCGGUGCCCCCGUCGUUCCUUUAGCCGUAUAUAAUAAGGUUCUCCUUUCCAUGGCGCGGUUUACUAUUUUCAAGCGCAAAGAAUAUUUUGCUGAUGCCUGUCGAUACUGGACACUCAAGCGAGAGGCUCGGCGGGGGGCCGCACUCCUCAAGCGACUUCAACUUUCUAUGGAGACUUUCUCUUCUAUGGAGCUGACUCGGCGAAAUUGGUAUGGCAUGGGUGCUGCCGGUAGACCGAGACUUAGCAGAAGGAUCGAGUUCGCCGAGACACUCGUCCAAGAUUUGGAAAAACUGAAAUCACUCUCUGAGGAGAUCAAGAAACGAGAACAAGAGAAACUGUGGGCCGUGGAAUUGGAAGAGGAUGUUGUUGAGACAGUUUACUUCCCUGUCGCGAGAUUUCUGCCUGUAGUUGUUGAGAAGGCUUUGACUCUCGACAUCAAAGCCAUCUUCACCGAUGGUCUACUCAGACUCCAGAAAAGGGUUCAAGACCGCUUCUACGCGAAGGCUUUGGAUUUUACGCAUGAUUUGAGUGAUCUCUUCCGAACAGGCAUAAAUACCGAGCCUCAGCCGAAACCCGAGACCGCCGUGGCAAAAGAGCUUGAGAAAUCUUCCCCAUCUAAGAAGACCGUUCUCGAUGUGAGAGGUCGCAGAAGUCUUGGGAAGAGGAUUCUCAAGGCCGUCCAGCCCCAACUUGAGGCGGCAGUUAGGGCUGAAGCUGACAUUAGCGGCCAACCGGCCGAGAAGCAACUGAAGGAAUUCGAGCAACUGAUUGAAUCUGCGUUACAGACAGGACCAGAUUCAAUUUCCAUGGGCGGAUCCGUCGGAGAUGCUGAGGGCGAUCGCGAACAUGAUGUUGAGAUGACUGAUGCUGUUCAGCCUCCCAAAACGAACGGCCACCGACGAACUCGCUCUAAAGUGAUAUCAGAAGCUGCUGAUGUUGCCAUGGAAGGCGCGCCGGCCGAAGAUGACGAGGAUGCUAAAAUUGCUGUUGGCGAGGAUACCAUCGAGGCCCUCGCCGAAGUCAACGGCAAUGUAUCACAAACGAAGACAAGCAACGUCAGCGGCAACAAAAACGCGACUACACCCCCUGAUACGAAUGGCUACUCAUCAGCCCCUGAAAACAUGCAGCCUUCUCCUCCGACGCCGCCGGUAUCGAAUCGUGAUAUCGGCAGUGACCACAUUGAUUUUCUAGCGAACGGAGGCAUACCUUGGUACCUAAAAGAUUUCCAACCCGAAGGCACGAGCUUGUUACAAGGAAACGAGGGUGGGGCCAGCUUGAACGAUAUUGGUAUGAAUGAGGAUGCGAUCGCCAAUGGAGAUUUCGGAGACAUCGUUGCAGCAGCAGUGAUGUCUAACCCGCCGAAAAGCAAGAAAGGAAAGGCCAAGAAGAAAGCUGGAGGUCGGAGGAGAUGAAGACCCUUUUGCCAUAUUGUAUUUGAUAUUGUAUUGAUAGAUUCUUCAUUCGCUCCACUUUAGGGCUUUGCGAUAGGGGAGUCUCGAGUCUUGGAGUUCCAGUGGGUUCUAUGACGGGAGGGAGUUUGCUGAGGGUCUCGAGGCAUGAUGCAUAAUAUUUCGAAGGAAUUGAAUUUUUUGAGACCAGAGCUUAAUUCUUUCCAAACCU
Molecule: messenger RNA, 3977 nt
Organism: Hyaloscypha bicolor E
Lineage: Eukaryota; Fungi; Ascomycota; Leotiomycetes; Helotiales; Hyaloscyphaceae
Exons: 3
Coding region: 233-3769 (1178 amino acids)
Biological process (GO): regulation of transcription by RNA polymerase II
Source: RefSeq, a predicted model, not a curated record